Messenger RNA from Closterium sp. Naga37s-1, 2442 nucleotides. Lineage: Eukaryota; Viridiplantae; Streptophyta; Zygnematophyceae; Desmidiales; Closteriaceae. The record is from the annotation of a GenBank genome assembly.
AUGCCGCGAGGUCGACUGUCGAACGGGAAACGUGGGGCGACCAUUCCUAAGCGCCUGAGCUUAGCCAAGAAGGGAAAGGAGGUGGUGCAGCCGGAGCAAGAUGACGGGACGGGCGCCGAAAGUGCAGAUUCGUCCGAGCGCAGCGAGGAGGAUGACGAGGAAGGCUCAGACACAUCGGCCAGCGCCUCACACGAAGAAUCCGCCGACCCUGCUCCGGAGGCGAAGACGAACGAUGAUGGGUGUGCGGGAACCGCUGCGCCCAAUGCUGACACGCGCGCAAGCCAAGGCGCGCGGGACACGGAUGUGCCUCGAGGUGACGGCCGAGGACAUGCGGACGGACCUGUGGACCGCACAUGCGGGAACACGUUGAACCCAAACGGCGAUGACGUGCGCAUCCCGAGCAGGGUCCUCGAGCAACUUAUACAGGCUCAGGACAAGAGCGCCAAGGAGAACGCGCGGUUGGAGGCGCUGUUCUUGAAUGCGAUGCCGACAUCGACGAUGACCUUCUACCCGAGCAACGACGAUAAGACUCAUGGACUGUGUGCGGUGCUGGACCGCCUGCCGCAUAGCUUCGCUUGCUUGGCGUUGGCGGCUGACAAGUCGCGACGCGCGGACCUCAACAAGACGCUCUCUGAGUGGAAGACGCGGGCCGCCGCCCGCGUGCGAGACAUUGCACUUCCCAAGCUCGGCUUGUUCCGCGACGACAGGGACGCAUCCAGCCCGUGGGCACCAGAGAAGGAGCGUAGUAUCGAGAAGAUCCGGGAGCGCAUUGGGCUUGGCGCUGACCGCCCUGAAACCCUGGUGCUCACGAGCUGGGCGACAGACCGGGACAGCAUGCCGUUUGCCUCUCGGGCGUUCGCGACAUGCGCGAAGGCUGCAUUCAGGCCUAAGAAGGCCGGGCUGGUGAUGACUCUGAAGGUGUACCACCUGGCCUGGUUGGAGCAUGUGGUCUCCGACUGCGUCCUCUACUGGGAGGAGAGGAAAGGCCGGCUUUCCAACUCGGCCGGGGGAAACGCCCACGUUGUGGACGGCCUCAAGGUCCUGGUGAAGGAGGCCGUGGAGAGGGCGAUCCGGAUCCGCAACCCGGAGUAUGACGCGGAGCGCGAGGCGUGGACCUGGGGCCGCCAUGGACUGCGCAUCUCUGCGUGCGGCCUGGAGCACAUGAAGCCCACCGCCGCAGCUCAGUCCGAAGACCUCGUGGGGGAUAACGACCUUUCGGCGUCAGUUGAUCUUCACUUCCCCCUCCCGUCGCCUUCCCUUCCCCCUCCCGUCGCCUUCCCUUCCCCCUCCCGUCGCCUUCCCUUCCCCCUCCCGUCGCCUUCCCUUCCCCCUCCCGUCGCCUUCCCUUCCCCCUCCCGUCACCUUCCCUUCCCCCUCCCGUCGCCUUCACUUCCCCCUCCCGUCGCCUUCCCUUCCCCCUCCCGUCGCCUUCACUUCCCCCUCCCGUCGCUCUUCACUUCCCCCUCCCGUCGUUCUUCACUUCCCCCUCCCGUCGCUCUUCACUUCCCCCUCCCGUCGCUCUUCACUUCCCCCUCCCGUCGCUCUUCACUUCCCCCUCCCGUCGUUCUUCACUUCCCCCUCCCGUCGUUCUUCACUUCCCCCUCCCGUCCUCCUCACCACUCCCCACCGCAUUCUACUCCCCUUCCACGCACUCACAAUCCGCCUCGCGGGCUGAAAUCGUUACAAGCGGGAAUAUCACCCUCACACACCGCAGGUCUUUCCGGGUCACUCUGUCUCCCCUCUUCAUGCUCUUCCCCCCUGGGAAUUCACUUUGUUUCACUGCACGCUUCACCCCCUUCGAUGGGGGCCCCUCCAAUUACCAUCUCUCCCGCUCCCAUUCCCUUCAACGACGGGGACCCGCCCCAUCCCCCUUCUCCCCAGCGUCCAGUCCCCCACUGCCCCCCGCCCUUUCCUCCACUCCCACACGCCCAUUCCCCCACUCCCGUCGUUCUUGCCCUAUCCCCCCCUCCUCCAAUACUCCUCCCUCCUUCACCCCUUUCCCACACAGUUUUCCUGCCUUUCCCCAACGCCACCCUUACCUUUCCUAACGCACCUCCCUUCCCCGCGAUACCACCCUACCACCCUGAAUUUCCCCUACCAACACCCUACCAAUCCCCCAUUCAUACCCCCCCCCCCCCUUUCUCCCGCUCCUACCCUCUCUUUCCCCCACUCCACCUCGUCCCUCCCCGCACAGCCUCCGGCCUUUCGGUUACUUCCCCGGUCCAAUCCCCCACUUCCCCUACGAAUUUUACCCCACCCCCUCAGGGCCACACCGCCUUUUCAACCAGGCAUGCCACGCACCUCCCAACGCGCCUCACCCUGCUAACCAUGUCAACCUCCCAUCCCCCCUGCUACCCCUGUCAUCCUCCCAUCCCCCCUGCUACCCCUGUCGUCCUCCCAUCCCCCCUGCUACCCCUGUCAUCCUCCCAUCCCCCCUGCUAA